Messenger RNA from Solea senegalensis (Senegalese sole), 2814 nucleotides. RefSeq names its product tuftelin interacting protein 11 (gene tfip11). The transcript has 15 exons. NCBI's taxonomy places the organism in Eukaryota, Metazoa, Chordata, Actinopteri, Pleuronectiformes, Soleidae. Gene Ontology annotation, cellular component: U2-type post-mRNA release spliceosomal complex. The record is from RefSeq and is a predicted model, not a curated record. The coding region runs from base 117 to 2642 and encodes 841 amino acids. Gene Ontology annotation, biological process: spliceosomal complex disassembly. Gene Ontology annotation, molecular function: nucleic acid binding.
UCGUGUGUCAAACGACGAUCGAGCCAACGCCGGAUCGAGCUAGUAGCUGUUAGCUGUUAGCUGUUUCGUCUCUAAUUUCGCCCUCAUAAGAUAUUAUGCGCGAUUGAUCUUCAAAGAUGUCUAUGUCCCACCUUUAUGGACGGAGAGGGGAGGAAGAAGAGCAGGAGGGAGUGGAGAUUGAGAGCUUCGAGGUGACAGACUGGGAUCUGGCCAACGAGUUCAACCCAGACCGUCGCAGAUUCAGGCAGUCAAAAGAGCAGGCCACCUAUGGCAUCUGGGCUGAGAGAGAUUCAGAUGAGGAUGAGAGGCCAAGCUUUGGAGGAAAGAAAUCGAAAGACUACACUCUUCCAGUGAACUUUGUGAGUGGUGGACUGCGCAAGAGCGCAGCUGAGGAGAAACAGCAACAAAAAGAAGGAGACCAUUCUGGCGAUGAUUAUGAUGAUGAUGAUGAUGCCGUGCCACCAGCCCCUAUUCCUCCUCAUGGCACUGCACCCAAAAAACUGCAGAUGGGUAAUUUCAGCAGGAACCAGACACAGAGGUUUGCAGGAGGCAUACAGUCUGGAAAAGGCAUCGGUAACUGGGAGAAGCACACAAAAGGAAUUGGACAGAAACUUCUUCAGAAAAUGGGAUACCAGCCAGGCAAAGGCUUGGGCAAAAAUGCACAAGGAAUUGUCAACCCCAUUGAGGCAAAGGUCCGUAAAGGCAAGGGAGCAGUGGGUGCUUAUGGCAGUGAGCGAACACAGCAGAGUCUUCAGGAUUUUCCUGUGGUGGACUCAGAAGAAGAAGAGGAAAAGGAGUUUCAGAAGGAGCUUGGCCAGUGGCGUAAGGAUCCUGCAGGGUCUGCAGGAAAGAAGAAACCCAAGUAUUCUUAUAAAACUGUAGAUGAGCUAAAGGCUAAGGGCAAACUGGUAGGACGAAGCACUGCAACAUCUGCUGGAGAGCUAGCACAGGUCAAGGUGAUAGAUAUGACUGGAAGGGAGCAAAAGGUAUACUACAGUUACAGUCAAAUGACCAACAAGCACAGUGUUCCUGAUGAAGGCCCACCAGGCAUUUCCACCAGGGAUCAGAAAUCAUCUGGCUUUGGUUUGCCCGAACUUGAACAUAACCUGCAGCUGCUGAUAGACCUUACGGAGCAGGACAUAUUACAGUCCGCCAGACGACUGCAGCAUGAAAAAGAUGUCGUUGUUUCACUGAGCCACGAGUCAAAAGCACUGCGGAGCAGACUGGAUGCAGAGCAAGAUGCCAUUCAAAGAAUGGAGGCCAUACUGGAGCUGGUGGACCGGUUUCCUUCUGGGGAGACUGCACCUGGGGAGGGACCUACCCUGCAGGAGUGUGCCCAUAUCUUUGAGACAUUACAAACAGACUAUUAUGAAGAAUACAAGACAAUGGGAUUAGCAGAUUUGGCUGUAGCUGUUGUUAAUCCAUUACUCAAAGAGAAACUUCGUUCCUGGGACCCACUGAAGGACAGUGCUUAUUGUCUGGAAGACAUUGGUCAGUGGAGAGCAAUCCUUGAAUCAAGAGACAUGCAUUCCAGUGCUCCGGAUUCAAAUAUGGACGCUUACCACAGGCUUUUGUGGGAAGUGUGGAUCCCAGUGAUGCGGUCAUGUGUGUCAGGCUGGCAGCCCCGUACAGUUGGGCCAAUGGUAGAUUGUGUUGAAGUGUGGGCUCCUAUUCUUCCCCUGUGGAUUCUAGAUCACCUUUUGGAGCAGCUGAUCUUACCCCGGCUACAGCGAGAGGUGGACAACUGGAACCCUUUAACUGACACAGUGCCCAUCCACUCCUGGAUCCACCCUUGGCUGCCUUUGUUCCAAUCACGUUUAGAGCCUCUGUACCCGCCCAUCAGGAGCAAACUGUCCAGUGCAUUGCUGCGGUGGUAUCCCAGUGACACCUCGGCCCGCCUCAUCCUGCAACCAUGGAAAGAUGUUUUCACUCCAGGUGCAUGGGAGGCCUUCAUGGUGAAAAACAUAACCCCAAAGCUAGCAUUGUGUCUGGAAGAGUUGGUUAUCAACCCUCACCAGCAGCAGAUGGAGCCAUUUCACUGGGUGAUGGACUGGGAGGGCAUGAUGUCCCCAUCAAGUCUUGUGUCUCUGCUCGACAAAAACUUCUUUACAAAGUGGUUGCAGGUCCUGCGUUUAUGGCUGAGCAACAGUCCCAACUAUGAGGAAGUCACUGAAUGGUACCUUGGCUGGAAAGGCAUGUUCAGUGAAAUGUUGUUGGCACAGCCACUCAUAAAGGAGAAGUUCAGUGAAGCUUUGAAGAUCCUGAACAAUGCAGUGUCUUCAGGCAUGGGUGGAUAUAUGCAACCCGGUGCAAGGGAGAACAUCGCAUAUCUCACUCAGACAGAGAUGAGGAAGGACUUGCAUUACGAAGCGAUGCAGGAGCGCAGAGAUGCAGAGAGUGUGACUCACAGGGGCAUCGGCAUCGGCACUAGCGGCCAACCGCUCUUUAAAGAUCUUGUUCAGGGCAAGGCAGAUGAAAACAACAUUGUCUUUAUGCCUUUAAUGGCCAAACGGCAUGAGGGUAAACAGCUGUACACAUUUGGGCGCAUCGUCAUCUACUUAGAUAGGGGGUUUGUGUUUGUGCAAGGAGAGAAGACUUGGGUGCCCACGUCUUUGCAGAGUCUGAUUGAUAUGGCCAAGUGAGAAUGCAUUGACCAAUUUCUGUCAGGUGUAAAAGAGUGUGAGCUGUUUUCUUGCCCAAGGACCACUGAGCUACCCCCUCAGCCCCUGUUGUUUAUAACACCAGUUAUUUGAGACUAAGAAAUCUUUGUAAAACUGUUGGGAAAUGUAAAUAAUAAACUCUUUUUUGAAUAUA